This is a messenger RNA of Chrysochloris asiatica (Cape golden mole), 980 nucleotides long. RefSeq names its product olfactory receptor 10A4-like. Gene Ontology annotation, molecular function: G protein-coupled receptor activity; olfactory receptor activity. The transcript has a single exon. NCBI's taxonomy places the organism in Eukaryota, Metazoa, Chordata, Mammalia, Afrosoricida, Chrysochloridae. Gene Ontology annotation, cellular component: membrane. The record is from RefSeq and is a predicted model, not a curated record. Gene Ontology annotation, biological process: G protein-coupled receptor signaling pathway. The coding region runs from base 21 to 974 and encodes 317 amino acids.
AAAUCGUGGGCAGAAGAAUAAUGUGGGGAAAUUGGACAAUUGUCAGUGAAUUCGUUCUUGUGAGCUUCUCAACUCUGUCCUCUGAGAUACAGGCUUUACUCUUCCUCCUUUUUUUGGCCAUUUACCUGGUUACCCUUAUGGGAAAUGUCCUCAUUAUCUUGGUCACUACAGCUGACUCUGCCCUACAAAAUCCUAUGUACUUCUUCCUCAGAAACUUGUCCUUCCUGGAGAUAGGAUUCAAUUUGGUCAUUGUGCCCAAGAUGCUGGGGACACUGAAUAAGCAGAACACAACUAUCUCCUUCCUUGGCUGUGCCACUCAGAUGUAUUUCUUCUUCUUCUUUGGGGCUGCAGAGUGCUGCCUCCUGGCCACAAUGGCAUAUGACCGCUAUGUGGCCAUCUGUGACCCUUUGCGCUACCCAGUCAUCAUGGACCACAGGGCCUGUUCCCAGCUGGCAGCUGCCUCUUGGUUCUCAGGUUUUCCAGUGGCCACUGUACAGACCACCUGGAUUUUCAGCUUCCCAUUCUGUGGUCCCAACAGGGUGAACCACUUCUUCUGUGACAGUCCCCCUGUCAUUGCCUUGGUCUGUGCUGAUACCUCUCUGUUUGAACUGGAGGCUUUGACAGCUACUGUUUUAUUCAUCCUCUUUCCAUUUUUGCUGAUCCUGGGGUCCUAUGUCCCUAUCCUCUCAACUAUCUUCAGGAUGCCUUCAGCUGAGGGAAAACGCAAAGCCUUCUCUACAUGUUCCUCGCACCUCCUGGUUGUCUCCCUCUUCUACAGCACUGCCAUCCUCACAUACUUCCGACCUCGGUCUAGCACUUCUCCUGAGAGCAAGAAGCUGCUCUCACUCUCCUACACUGUAGUGACUCCCAUGUUGAACCCCAUAAUCUACAGCUUAAGGAACAGUGAAGUAAAAGCUGCACUGAAGCGGGUCAUCCAUAGGACCCUGGGCCUCCAGAAACUAAGACUGACUUAGAUGAAA